Ictalurus furcatus (blue catfish) is the source of this 1128-nucleotide messenger RNA. RefSeq names its product stathmin 1b (gene stmn1b). The coding region runs from base 101 to 550 and encodes 149 amino acids. Lineage: Eukaryota; Metazoa; Chordata; Actinopteri; Siluriformes; Ictaluridae. Gene Ontology annotation, molecular function: tubulin binding. The transcript has 5 exons. The record is from RefSeq and is a predicted model, not a curated record. Gene Ontology annotation, biological process: neuron projection development; regulation of microtubule polymerization or depolymerization; microtubule depolymerization. Gene Ontology annotation, cellular component: cytoplasm; neuron projection.
GUACUGAUGCAGAGCGGAGCCUGAACGCCCGAAGAGUCAGACUGGCAGUGCUUUUCCUAUAGCAUUCGAGGUAUUUGAAACCCUCAAGUUUAAUAGUGCAAUGGCGUCCUCUGGAGAUAUCCAUGUUAAGGAGCUGGACAAGCGUGCUUCUGGACAAGCAUUUGAGGUCAUUCUGAGCCCCUCGGCACCAGAUGCCAAGGGAGAUUUUCCUCUAUCCACCCCAAAAAAGAAGGAGGUGUCGUUGGAUGAGAUCCAGAAGAAACUGGAUGCAGCAGAGGAGAGACGUAAGAAUCAUGAGGCAGAGGUCCUGAAGCACUUGGCUGAAAAGCGAGAACAUGAGAAGGAGGUUCUCCAGAAAGCAAUGGAGGAGAACAACAACUUCAGCAAGAUGGCAGAAGAAAAACUCAACCAGAAAAUGGAAGCAAACAAAGAAAACCGUACAAAACAGAUGGCAGCAAUGAAUGAGAAAUUUAAGGAGAAGGACAAGAAAAUUGAAGAAGUCCGAAAGAACAAAGAAACAAAAGAUGGGGGCGAGGCUGAAGAGAACUGAGGGUUUUUUUUUCUUUCUUCUUUUGUGCUACUCAGUUUUAGGGUUGGUAUUUUUUUUUCUUUUACUUAUCCAAAGAUUUAUUUUUGCUCCGUUAUAUGGCCAGUAUUAUGUGUUUGUUUUGACGCGCUUUAGCUAAAGGUUAGGGGAGAAGCAGGUGCAUAAUUAUCUUUUACCUUCCUGUGCUCAGACCUACUUUAUAUUUCCAUCACCUGUAGAGUUGUCUAUUUGCAGCUUUUGGCCUGUUAAAUAAGCAGUCUUUUAUCCUAUUGGGAAGCAUGCCUGUGUUACACAUAGGUCUCUGGCUUUGUUUAUUGCAUUGUGCAAGUUGACCUGUACCUGUGUAUGUCAGAACUGCAGUUCUUUGAGCUUAAUAAAGGUGCACAGUUGCUUGUUAUGUUUUAGCAUUUAACAGUUUUAGAUCUGCCCUUUUUGAAGAUAUUCAUUUAUGAACAGAUAAUAUCCGCUUGUCUGUGUAACUCUCUUUCCAUCUGGUUAACAAGCACAUUCCUGCAUUUACCUUGUCAUUGGUAAACUUGUUAAUAUUUGUCGAGAAACACAGAUCCAUACUAAAAUCAAAC